AUGUCGUCCUGUACGUAUGACGGUAAGGGGGAACCUAAGCGGUAUGUGGCUGCUUUUGAGAGUCACAUGUUGCUAUAUACCGACACCGAUGUUGUGUGGUGUAAAGUUUUCCCUACGACUCUUACCGGGGCAGCUUCAGAUUGGUUCUCCAAUUUAGAGCCGGGAUCAGUCGACUGCUUUGAGACCCUGGUGGAGUUGUUCACAGGUCAGUACAUAAGUAACAGUGCGAGACAAAGGACAUCUGGCGAGCUCAUGGCUAUUCAGCAACGAAAAGAGGAAUCGCUCAGAGAUUUCAUUAGGCGCUUCAAUAACGAGGCUAACACCAUACCAAAAUUGCAGCAAGAAAUUGCCGUGAUGGCGUUGAUGAAUGGACUGGGUGACAACGACUUCAAAAAAUAUAUGUCGCGGAAGUCUUUCCCAAACUUAGGGGUAGCAUUUGGCAAGGCUCACGAAUACAUAAAGAGUGAGGAACUGCCGAAAACGAGCCGUCAGAUAUCGUCAGCAGAACCCUCCAGAAGGCAAAGUGAUAAUAGCCCAAACGCCCAGAUGGGUGGGAUAAGCAGGGUACUGCCGCAAGGUCAGCAGAGAUCUGGACGACCGACAAGGGGAUUGGCCCGUUAA
Messenger RNA from Chenopodium quinoa (quinoa), 621 nucleotides. RefSeq lists its product as uncharacterized. The transcript has a single exon. The coding region runs from base 1 to 621 and encodes 206 amino acids. The record is from RefSeq and is a predicted model, not a curated record. Lineage: Eukaryota; Viridiplantae; Streptophyta; Magnoliopsida; Caryophyllales; Amaranthaceae.